Molecule: messenger RNA, 1158 nt
Organism: Adineta steineri
Lineage: Eukaryota; Metazoa; Rotifera; Eurotatoria; Adinetida; Adinetidae
Source: the annotation of a GenBank genome assembly
AUGCCACGUUCAUUAAAAUCAUCAACUCCUCGUCGUUUUUCUAUAGUAUUUUAUUUAAAAUGUGCUGUUUGUAUAUUAAUAAUGUAUUAUUUAAAUUUAUUAUUUGGUUUAAAAUAUUAUUUUUGGCCUGAAAAAUCUUUUGAUGAAGAAUAUAGUUUAAAUAUGAUACGUAUUGAUGCAACAAAAAUAGAAGAACAUCCUGAACGUUUAUUAGGUUCACCAAAAAAUCUUCUUUCAAAUCAUUUUCUUAUUGAAAAUGAAUAUUUAUGUGGUCGUUCACUUGAUCCUGAAAUACUUCUUCAACCUCAUGUACUCAUCUUAGUUAAAUCAUCUUGUGAAAAAUUUCAAGAAAGACAAGCUAUCCGAUUAACUUGGGGAGAAAAACAACAAUUAGGAAAAAAAAGUUGUAAAUUAGCAUUUGUUUUAGGUGAAAAUCGACAUAACAUAAGUAUUGAAAAUGAAAUGACAAAAUAUGGUGAUAUAAUUCAAAUUGAUAAAUUGGAUUCUUAUUAUUAUACUUCAUCUAAAAUGAUAAUGAUGCUUCGUUGGAUAACUGAUUAUUGUACAUCAAAAUCUGAACGAACUUCGUAUCAAGAUCUUCGAAAUUAUGUUUUAUUUGUUGAUGAUGAUUAUUAUAUAGAUAUUGAUUCAUUAUUAUUAUAUCUUCGUCGUCUUGAUGAAGAUCCAGAUAUAACAACAUAUGAAAGACGAACAUUUAUAACAGGUGAACUUAUUGAAGGAUCACGUCCUCGACGAUUUCUAAAUGAUCGUUAUUAUGUUUCAUUAAUUGAUUAUCCAUAUGAUAUGUAUCCAGCAUAUAUUUCAACUGGAUGUUUUUUAAUGACAAGAUAUAAUGCGAGAUUAUUUUAUAUAGCAUCAAAAUAUAUUCGUUUAUUUCAUUUUGAUCAUAUUUAUAUGGGAAUAUUGGCAUAUUCAAUGUCAAUUAAAUUAAUUGAAAAUAAUGAACUUUUUUCAACAUCAUUAUCAUCAACAAUGUAUUUUCAUAAUCAAACAAAAUUUUUAUCAAGAUGGAAAAAUAUUUUUAAUAAUAGAAUUGAUUUUCAUGUUGAUAAAAAACCUAUUUGUAUUCGAGGAUAUCAUGCUCAAAAAUUAAUUCAAAUUUGGAAUGAUAUUCAUCAAACUAAUCUUACUUUUUAA